UGAAGACAUGAGUGAGGAUAGUGGUGAGACAUCUCAGGAGAGAGCACCAAUCAUUGUGUCUCCAAGGCGUACGGGGAGCAGCUUAGGUGGGGGGAUUAGCGAUCACAGCAGCGGCUCUUCUGCCUCCUACGUGCCUGAGUCCACCCCUGCCCGGUCCAGUGUCAAAAGCGUUAUUGUACGGGUGGGGUCUUCUACAGUUGCCAAUGCGUUUAAAUCUGAGGUUGCCUCAUCAUCGUCACUGUCGUCAAGCCUGUCAGCCACCGCUGCUUCCACCCCUUGCACACCCUCCUCAAGCCUAGGGGGUAGAGGUGGUGCAGACCUACUUGUGGUGCCGCUAGAUGGAAGAACCAGCAGGGGUUCAGAGAUGGGCCUUCAUGCACCCCAUGAUGUGUCUGCUAAUGUUACCAUCGAUACCACGCAUGAUCAGAUGAGACCUGCUCUCUUAAGAAGUGGAGUUUCCCAAGAUCUUCUGCUUGGACGUUGGAGACUGACCCUAGAGCUGUUUGGUAGAGUCUUCAUAGAUGAUGUUGGAGCUGAACCAGGCUCUAUCAUUGCCCAGCUAGGAGGAUUCCCAGUCAAAGAAGCCAAAUUUAGACGGGAAAUGGAAAAGUUGAGAAAUUGCCAGCAGCGUGAUUUGAAUCUGACAAAGAUCGACCGUGAGAGAGGACAGUUGAUCACCCAGACAUUCAAGGAACUCAACACUCAGUACAACAACUAUCACCGUCGAGGAACACAGUCAUCACCACCCUUGGCUGUUAACCGAGUUAAAGUGACAUUCCGUGAUGAGCCAGGGGAAGGCUCUGGUGUUGCUAGAUCAUUUUACACAGCCAUUGCAGAGGCCCUGUUGUCAGGGGAGAAACUCCCGAGCCUGGAAUCUUGCCAGGUGAGGCCAAAAGAAGUUGGAUUGCCUGUAGUUCGGUAUAGUCUAUAUGGUCAGUACAAGGGGCGAGACAGAGAUCGUCGCCAGGGAGCCUCGUCAUCAAGGUCAUUGCAGAGAAGAGAUGCCCGCAAGACGCUCUCUGUAGAUGCGCGACCCUUCUACAUGACGGGCGAGGGCAGUAGUAAUGAACACUUACCAUCAAAUAUGCUACAGAUUGGUGAAGCCUUGUUCCCAAAGGUGCAGAGUCUUAGACCAUCUUUGGCAAGCAAGAUCACAGGGAUGCUUCUAGAACUGACACAUGCUCAGUUGCUCCUUCUGUCUGCAAGCGAAGAUGCCCUGCGCCAGAAAGUAGACGAGGCAGUGGAUCUUAUCCUUGCUCAGGGUCGUGACCACACACCAGAAUAUUCUCCAUCCCAUCAAGAUACAGAUGAAGGUGGGGAGGAACCUGAGGAUGCAAGUGCUCCUUUCUACCAGCCAGGGAAAAGAGGAUUCUACUCUCCUCGCCAGGGUCGCCCAACUCCCGAGAGACUUAAUGCCUUCCGCAAUGUUGGCAGGUUACUUGGGUUAUGCCUGUUGCAGAAUGAAUUGUGCCCAAUCUACCUAAACCGCCAUGUCCUCAAGUACAUCCUAGGACGCCCCAUUCGUUUCCAUGACUUGUUUUUUGACCCUGUCAUGUAUGAAAGCUUGCGAAAGCUGGUGCUGGAUGCAGAGAACAAAGACACCGGAGCUGAUGUGUUCAAAGCUCUGGACCUUACCUUCAGCAUUGAUGUAAUUCCUGAAGAAGGUGGCACAAAUAUAGAACUGAUUAGUGGUGGCAGAAAUGUGGAGGUGACAACAGCUAAUGUAUAUGACUAUGUCCGCAAGUAUGCAGAGUAUCGCAUGGUAAAAUCUGAAGAGAAGGCCCUACAGAAUAUUCGUGAUGGUGUAUUCGAUGUAAUCCCAGGAGGAUCCCUAGAUUCCCUAACAGCUGAAGACCUGAGGCUGUUGUUAAAUGGGGUUGGGGACAUCAAUGUAGCUACACUUAUAUCCUAUACGUCUUUCAAUGAUGAGAGUGCGGAAUCAUCAGACCGUCUUCACAAGUUCAAACGGUGGCUAUGGUCUAUAGUUGAGAAAAUGACAAACCAGGAAAAGCAGGACUUGGUAUACUUCUGGACCGGUUCUCCUGCUCUGCCCGCCUCAGAAGAAGGAUUCCAGCCAAUGCCAUCUGUCACUAUCAGACCAGCUGACGACUCGCAUCUACCUACAGCAAACACUUGCAUUAGCCGCCUAUAUAUUCCUUUGUAUUCUACUCGUGCUAUUUUGCGAUCUAAACUGUUGUUAGCCAUCAAGACUAAAAACUUUGGCUUUGUGUGAGUGUAACCCAAGAAGCUUAAAAUUUGUGGCAGACUUUGAACCAUGUUGAAUUAUAAUAAAGCAGUUAGUGACUAAUGAACGUCUAAGGGAACAUGAAUUGUGUAUGGUGACUGCAAGCGAGACAGAUGGAGUCGAGUGAGCAAAUAAACAAGAUGAUUUUGGGAGUGCUGGUCAUAUGGCAUAGGAAUUUGAAAAUUCUUUGGCUUACUAGUGUUGUGCCUGUACGAAAGAACUAUUAUUUUGUGUGAUUGGAAUCUGUGGCCUCCAGGUUUGGCUGGCUAGACUUAAAUCUUGUGUGCAUUCCCUGAUUUCAAAUAAAUGAAAUUCAUAUUCAGCUAUUUGAAAUGAUGUGAAAAAUAGUUUCCUUAAAAGCUAUUAUCUGGUUAUUGUUAAAGUGUGUAAGCAGUGUGUAUUGAAAUAAAAAAAAGAAGAAAUUCCAUUGUUGUACAAUAGCCAAGUAGAUAUGAGUAAAAUCUUGACCAGCUUC
This is a messenger RNA of Penaeus vannamei (Pacific white shrimp), 2720 nucleotides long. The record is from RefSeq and is a predicted model, not a curated record. Lineage: Eukaryota; Metazoa; Arthropoda; Malacostraca; Decapoda; Penaeidae.